Molecule: messenger RNA, 4472 nt
Organism: Coregonus sp. 'balchen'
Lineage: Eukaryota; Metazoa; Chordata; Actinopteri; Salmoniformes; Salmonidae
Source: the annotation of a GenBank genome assembly
AUGUCGUCUGCCAGUGAGCUGUGUACGAUCCUGACCAACGCUAACAUGACCAUGUACCAGACUGGGAGCUCAGAGCCCCUGCAGCCGCUGCAGCCCAGCCUCACCACCGUGUCUCUGCCCGCCAUAGGAGACCUGCUGCAACUCUCAGACCUUUCCUCAUGCAGUUCCAUUAUACUGGGUGAGAACACUUAUUAAUACUUUUUUUAAACGUUUAUUUGUAUUAUUACGUUUUUUUGGACAGGGACAGUGUACACAAAAAACAUCGGCCUCAAUAUACUGAGAAAUUAUGCGUUGCACCAGAUUUAGCUAAAAACGAAUUUCCAUCUGCAGUCACCUGGACCCUAUAGGCGGCUUAUACCAAUGCCUCUUCAUAAUAACUGAACGCACCCAGAAGAUGAUACAACUAUGAUAUCUAUUGAAGGAAGAAACAAUAGACUCAAACUGAAUACUGAUAGAAAAGGAUGAUGUGUAACUCCUGAGUGGCGCAGCGGUCUAAGGCACUGCAUCUCAGUGCUAGAGGCGUCACUACAGACCCUGAUUCGAUUCCAGGCUGUAUCACAAUCCAGCCGUGAUUGGGAGUCCCAUAGGGUGGUGCACAAUUGGCCCAGCGUCGUCCGGGUUUGGCCGGUGUAGGCCAUCAUUGUAAAUAAGAAUUUGUUCUUAACUGACUUGCCUAGUUAAAUAAAGGAAGAAAUUAAAACUUUCUCUGCUUUGUUUUCAGCAUGUGGGAUAUUUUAGUCCCUGAUAUAUACUUUUGUGUUGAUCACCUGGGAAACCACCGUAUGGAUGUGUGUAAUCUUUUCUGUGCCAAUCUUUAUUCAGUCAUGAGUUUUGGCGGUUGUUUGGUUUUGGUUGCUGUGCUGGCAGGUGAAGUCUGUGGAUAUUUAAAAUGUCUCACCCUGGAUAGAUCUAUUGGCUGAGCUUGUUGGCAGACACUCAGUCAAAGCACACAUUAAACAUACUGUAUGUCCUUAAGCGAAACUAUCAGACAGACAGGGAAUUGGCUGAACUUUGCAAUGACCUAAUUUAGAAGGCUGUUAAAUCAUUAACCGGGACAAUGUUUAACUUGUCUUUAAUAGAGGAAUGCUAUCUUUUCAUCUUUCAGACUCCUCUAGCUUUAUGUUACUUGCUGUAGCCUAUAGUUAGUGAUAAGUGGUGACUAGACAGAACGUCAGCUCACCUGUUUAGGUAGUUGAAGAGUUAAACGACGCGCAGCAGAGAAACUAGAGCCAGGCAUUCUGACUCGGCGAAACCACAAAAUCUGGUUUUCACAGGUCCAGAUCAGUAUCUGGGUCCUUGUGUGAGUUGGCAUUUAGUUGGAAAAUAUGAGUUAGUCAGUAUCUUGUGGGUCGAUAGAUUGACAAAGGUUUUAUAUUUUAAAAGCUCAUGUUCUAUAAUAGUUAUGACUGAAAACACAUUGUGUAAUGUAUAAUUACUAUCUAUCCAGAUGUAAUGUAUAUCAAAUUACUUUAUUCUUGCUAUGUAUCUAUAGUGAAAAGUGGCAUGUAUGUAAAAUGUGUGUAGAAUGUACAAAUGAAAAAGCUAUAAAAAAAGAUUGUUUAAUCUCCAAAGAGGGAUAGUGAUUUUACAAUGACAGUAUCAUGUCUCACCCACAUGAACACACACAAACACACACACACACACACACACACUGCACAAAUCUAACACCCCCUCCACCUCUGUGUCCUCCUCUAGCUCAAUGGUAUGACCUGAACCCUCAGUACUGGAGCAAGCAGAACGUGUUGGAGUGGAUCAGUUUUCACGUGGAACGCUGUAAGUUUGAUGCCAGCACACUGAGCCUGUCCUACUGCUCCAUUGAUGGACCUACACUCUGCCAACUGACCAGAGAUCAGCUGUUAAACAUGUUUGGAAUGUCCCUCGGGACUCAGCUCUACCAGAGCCUGUUGGAACUCAAGGCCAAAUACGGUAAGGAUCUGAUGGAAGUGAAUUGAAUAAACUUUAUUGAUGAUCAUCAAAGGGGGGAACUUAGAUUUACCUCAGGGAGCAGACACAGACAUAUUAGUAAUUUUAUUUAGACAAUUUAUUCGUCAAUAGAGUAAUGAUUCAGUCAUUCAAUUUAUUUUUGUGUUUUGUCAUUUCUGUUCCAGAUCUGAACGAGACCUGUAAGCUUCUGGACAACUUCCUUGAGGAGUUCCCAGACUUCCCUCUGCUCAGCACAGUAGAAGUGAACGAAGGUAAACACAUCCUCUCGUAAUUUCUUCACACUUCCUACUACCAGACUGCCACGCCAAAGCCUCAAGUGUCAAAGGGACACAUUUGCUGACUGACAUUGUGAUGUUACUGUUACAGUUGUGACAGACACCAGCUAUACUGACUUCUCACACAUCUUCAAGAACUUCGAUAACAUGAAGCCGCUCAGCGAUAAUGGAUAUGAGUCCGACAGCAUGCACAGCUCCUCAUCAGGUGAGUGCUGUCCCACUUUCCUAUUCUUCUCCUUCAUCAUCCCUCCUCUCAUCACUCCUCUCAUCCCCCAAUUCUUCUCACAUCACUCGAUCAUGGUGUGAUUGGUUUGGCCUGUAUCACUGAGCCCAAGGCCUUAUUAAUCGAUCAAGGCAGGAUGAAGGAGAGGCCGUAUUGAAAGUGUUUUCCUUCCUCUCUCCCUGCCUCCAGGGGGAAUGCUCAGCUUCCAGAUCCCCAGCUCUCCAGAAUCCAGGAGCAGUGAGUCCGACCCAGAGUUCUCCUACCCUCAGAUAGCAAGUGAGUACAACUUUUCAUAAGUGGACAUCACAUUCUUGAACUUCAGAUGGGUGAGCCUUGAAAGUGCAUGUCUCUUUGAAAGCCAGUCUGGCGUUCUAAACUCCUGAACCGUUGUGUUUGACAGAAGGGCACAUAAAGACAGAGAGGGGAGAGACGAAGAAGAGAGGCAGAGGAAGACCUCCCAAACUCAGCCGAGACCACAAACACUUCUACCAGACCUCCACAAAGAGCAAACAUGGUGAGUGGCUCUUCUCAUUCUAACACACACACACACACACACACACACAUGCACACACAUGCACACACGCACGCACACACGCAUACACCAAUGUCAACAACUGUUUUCAAUGGUGCUCUGUAGAAGCACGGUUUUAUCAGUCAUGUGAUUUGCAUACAUUUUUGCAUCUGGUACUGAAAACAGCCACAGUCAAAACAUCACAGGUGCAUAGUCCAAUAACCACACACGCAUGCACACACACACGAAUGCACACACACAAACACAAGCACACCUGCUCUACCUCAUCCUUGCUUGCUUAAGCACACACACACGCACACCUGCGCUGUCUUACACACACCUAACGCUACCUCUCCCCUGUCGCCCUAUAGCACCUCGUGGGACCCACCUGUGGGAGUUCAUUAGGGACAUCCUGAUCCACCCAGAGCAGAACCAGAACCAGGCUCUGAUGAAGUGGGAGGACCGCCGUGAGGGCGUCUUCAAGUUCCUCAAGUCUGAGGCUGUGGCCCAGCUGUGGGGGCAGAAGAAGAAGAACAGCAGCAUGACCUAUGAGAAGCUCAGCCGCGCCAUGAGGUAGGAAACCAUGGUGAUAUAGUAGCACCUUCAUGCCAACUAGCCAUGGAAAUCCUAGCAACCAAGCUAAACAGAGCUAAUCAGUGAGGGUGAAGUCAGAGGAUUUGUUUUUGUGUCGACAAUGAUUAACAAUUGCCUGGUCAUAAGACUAACCUGUGGCUCUCCUUCCUCCCUCCCUGCUAUAGAUACUACUACAAGAGAGAGAUCCUGGAUAGAGUGGACGGUAGACGGCUGGUCUAUAAGUUUGGGAAGAACUCCACCGGCUGGAAGGUGGAAGAGACCGAGCUGCAUGGCAUGUGAGAUACAAGGCAGGAGACAGGAAAGGUAGAGACCAACGGCCAAGAGGGACGAGGGUAUAAACUGGACAGACCAGUUCCCCUCAGUCCUAUUGUAGAUAGGAUGACCCACUCUCUGGAUGACAGCCCUACUCUACCUGAAAUAAUAUAAAGACACUUACUUCUCUUCUUCCAGGGGAGGUGUUGCAGAAAAUGUAAGCCAGUGUUUUUGGCUCUAGUAGGUUUUAUGAACCGAUAUAGUUAUUGUACAGUAAUAAUGUGUAAUAUGGACACCGCUCUGGGCCUACCAGUGAGUAGGUAUGAUGGUGUGUCUGUUUGUUUGUUUUCAGUUAUAUUCUCUCUAGGAUAGAUAAUAGUGGUCCUGUAUGACUGCAUGGUCUUGUACGGCUCUCUUGGUAGAGUAUGGCGCUUGCAACACCAGGAAAGUGGGUUCAAUUCCCAGGACCACCCAUAUGUAAAAUGUAUGACUGUAAGUCGCUUUGUAUAAAAGCAUCUGCUAAAUAGCAUAUAUUAUAACAAUAAAGGCAUUAAUGUUUGCAUGUAUAUAAGCACCUCACAUUGUGUGGGAGUAACUUACCUUAUGUGUCACUAUGACAACCAUAUGGGCAUUAUGAUUUUUACUGUGGCAAUGUAAGCACUGGGUAUUAUAU